ACUUCUGUGAACGCCGCUUUAGGGGAUUUGCUUAUCGUUGUGAUUCUUGUGACUUCGAUCUCCAUGGAACCUGUACUUUACUUCAAGUAUCUGUUGCUUCGAAUUUCCCUACCUGUUUGCACCAGCAUCCAUUGUUCUUCGUCGAAAACCAUGAAGACGAAGUCACAAACGAUUGCUAUGGAUGUAAGAAUCCAUUGUUCGGUCCGAUUUACCACUGCUCGGAUUGUACUUAUCCGACGUUCUUUAACCUUCAUAAGAAAAGUGCAGAAUCAAGCCUUGAGAUUAAUCACCCCUAUGAUCUUAAGCACCCUCUUACUCUUUUGCCGGCACCAGCUGCUACUCAUCCUCAAGAAUGUAGCUGCUAGUUGUGCAAAAUCCAGUGGGAUGGGUUUGUUUAUUCUUGCUCUCUUUGCAACUUUGAGCUUACCCUUGAUGAUUUCUUGGCACCAAAAGAAAUCACAGUUGCAAGUCAUGGACACCCAUGGAUUCUUCUACUGAAACAAAUAUCAUUUGUUUGUGAUUUUUGUGGCAUCGCCGGAAAUCACAGCCCUUAUCUCUAUAUUAUGUGUAACCUUGUUGUACACAAGAAGUGUAUUUCGAUGCCCCGAAAUUUCAUGAUUACGCGACAUCCUCAUGUGAUUUCUCAUUCAUUUUGUCUUCAAGAAGAUGAUCAGUUUCAAGAAUGGAUGUGCAAGAUUUGUUAUGAAGAAGUCGAUACAAGGUAUGGCAGUUACUGUUGUUCUGAUUUCGAUUGCAAUUAUAUUGCUCAUGUAUAUUGUGCUACCAAUAAAGCGAUUUGGGAUGGAACAAUUGUCUCGGAAGACGCGAACAAGAGGUUCGAGGAAGCAUCAUGUGAGUCUCAGAACUUGAUUACCGAUGUUGUUGAACAAAUGCGAAUCGGUGAGCAUAUGGUUGCGGUUGAGAUCAAACAUACCUAUCAUGAUCACAAUCUAAUACUCAUUUUUAGUGGAGAGAUCAAAGAUGAUAGCCAAUGUGAUGGGUGUAUGAGGCUUAUCUCAACUCCUUUCUAUAGUUGUGAGCAAUGUAAGUUUUUUCUCCAUAAACAUUGUGCUGAAUUGCCUAGAGAAAGACGACAUCCAUUUCACAAUCACUUGCUAACACUCUCGAACUCAAACUCAAGGGGUAACUAUUCAAUAUGCUAUGCUUGUUGGCGUCCUUACCAUGGAUUUAGCUAUCAAUGCAACUACAAAGAUUGCGGAUCAUUCUUUCGAUGCGACGUUCGAUGUAUUUUGUUAUCGGACACUCUAAAGCAUCCGAGUCAUGAGCAUUCACUCUUUCUCAUCCACGAUUUUCCAACAAAGUGCAGUGGUAGUCUCGAAGUAAUAUUCGAAGAUUGUAUUGCAUAUAGAUGCAUGAAGCGUUGUGAUUUCACUUUAGACAUACGAUGUGUGAAGUUACCGCUCACGGCUCGAUACAAGUACGACAGACAUUCCCUUACUCUGACUUAUUCCGAUAAUUCUAGUCCUUCUCAACAUUACUGUGAUCUGUGUGAGAAUGAACGAGACCCGAAUGACUGGUUUUACUACUGUGCCGAUUGUGAUAACUCUCUUCAUUUCGUAUGUGUUCUCGGGGAUCCUCUGUUUAUGAAGCUUGGAAGCAAAGUCAAAUUGUCUUGUCAUCAACAUCCAUUAACUGUUGUGAAAAACAUCUGGAAUUGUCGUCGAUGUAAAGUAUGCAGUAGUCUUCGCAGUGGGCCUACUCUAGAAUGUAGAGAAUCUGAAUGUAAUUUUAACAUUCACUGUGAGUGCAGUCGACUUUUAUAUAGAUAUUUCCAAUGA
Molecule: messenger RNA, 1799 nt
Organism: Hibiscus syriacus
Lineage: Eukaryota; Viridiplantae; Streptophyta; Magnoliopsida; Malvales; Malvaceae
Exons: 2
Coding region: 564-1799 (411 amino acids)
Source: RefSeq, a predicted model, not a curated record